Messenger RNA from Mus caroli (Ryukyu mouse), 6787 nucleotides. RefSeq names its product MOB kinase activator 1B (gene Mob1b). Lineage: Eukaryota; Metazoa; Chordata; Mammalia; Rodentia; Muridae. The record is from RefSeq and is a predicted model, not a curated record.
AGGACGCGGCGGGCGGUGCUUCCUCGGCUGUUCAGCUUCCAGUCCACCGAGUCUGCGGAGUCCCGGCCUUCCACUUCCGCCCCUUAGCCCGCCGCGGCAAGUAGCGAAGCCCGAGAAGUCGCGGCCGCAACGCCGCCGGCGCGCGUCCUUCCUCCUCCGCCGCCUUUUUUCUGAUUCAAGCUCGCCGCCCCAGGCUUCGCUCAGCCGAGCCCGCAGCCCACGCCGCGGCCGACAUGAGCUUCUUGUUUGGUAGUCGCUCUUCUAAAACUUUUAAACCAAAGAAGAACAUACCAGAGGGGUCUCACCAGUAUGAACUCUUAAAGCAUGCAGAAGCCACACUGGGCAGUGGCAACCUGCGGAUGGCUGUCAUGCUUCCUGAGGGAGAGGAUCUGAACGAGUGGGUUGCAGUUAACACUGUGGAUUUUUUCAAUCAAAUCAAUAUGCUUUAUGGAACCAUCACAGACUUCUGUACAGAGGAGAGCUGUCCGGUGAUGUCAGCUGGACCAAAAUAUGAAUAUCACUGGGCAGAUGGAACAAACAUAAAAAAGCCCAUUAAGUGUUCUGCACCAAAGUAUAUUGAUUACUUGAUGACUUGGGUUCAGGACCAGCUGGAUGAUGAGACAUUAUUUCCAUCAAAAAUUGGUGUUCCAUUCCCGAAGAAUUUCAUGUCAGUGGCAAAAACAAUACUCAAACGACUCUUUAGAGUUUAUGCUCAUAUUUACCACCAACACUUUGACCCUGUGAUCCAGCUUCAGGAGGAAGCACAUCUCAAUACAUCUUUCAAGCACUUUAUUUUUUUCGUUCAGGAGUUCAACCUUAUUGACAGACGAGAGUUGGCACCACUGCAAGAGCUGAUUGAAAAACUCACCUCAAAGGACAGAUAAAAGGAUGCAAGCUGUGCAAACUCUUCUUCAGAUGGAGCUGUAUACAGUGUUGUUGGCUUUGUUAUAGUUCAUCUUUAUCUAGAUUGUUUCUGUUUUAGGUUUUGGGGCUUGCUUGGGUUCCCUUUUCUCUUCUGAAUAUAUAAAAUCAUAUUCUGUUGCUAGAGGAAGCCGAGACCAGUCUCUACAUUUGAAAAGGGCAAAUUUUGUCGUAGUGGUAUACAGUAUUUUUUUCUAUUUUAUUUUUAUCAAUCUGGUUUUGGUUACUUGAGGAAUUUUUAUGAUAUUGUAUGCUGGAAACAUGCGAACUGACUGAAGUGCUGAUGGACUGGGUACUUUGUUGUGUAAACUGUGGCCCACUUUGAAGUCCUUAAAAAAGACUUAUAUAUAUGUUUUUAAGUGCCUUGAUAGGCUCACUUCUGAGGUGCAAAGCACAGAUAUAGGACUGAACAAAGCUUGAAACAAUAUUAGAAUUUCUAUCUAGGGCACUUACUUGUGCAUGUUAUGAAGUUAUCUGUUAUAAAAGCCAUAGUUUACUCAAAUUGUUGAUCUCCAGCUUUUACUAUGUUGAAAAAAAAAACAUAAUUUGUAAAGUUGUGCAUGUAGAACAUAAAUAUAAAACAACAAAUUAUUUCUUAAUUAUUUUUGACAUAAUUUGUAAAGGUGUGCAUGUAGAACAUAAAUGUAAAACUACAAAAUUCUUAAUUAUUUUUGAUAUUGACUAAUAUAAUCUGUUCAACAGCUGUUUAAAGUUCUACAAGCAGGUCUUUUUCCAUCUCUUAAUAUCUGUGAUAUUGAAAUUUAAGGAUGUUGAAAUGUAAUAGAUACUGCAUUUCAGCUUCUUUCUACAUGUAAGUGCACUGUAAGUGUAAAACUUCAGGUUAUAUAUAGAAUUGCCAUCUUCAGAAAGGAUGUUGAACUGUGAGGUUUCCUAGCAAUUGCCAAAUGAGCCGUAAGUGCAGAAUCCCUUUGUACUUCAAAGAGGAAAGGAAAAAUGAGACCUGUCACGGCAGGCAUUAGUUUGGGAAAUUAGAGAGGAUUAGUGUGGGAGUCAGAUUCUAGAAAGUCCUGUUUUAAAACCCUGGGAUAGAUUGGUGCCCAUUACUUACAGUCUGGGAGACUUCCUUUUAGAGAUCAGCUUCCAUGAGAAGUUAAACAUAAGUAAUUAGUUUUAGGUACAGACAUUAAAUAUGGAAUUAACAACUAUUUGGGGAAAUUAAUCACUUUUUAGCAUUUCCAUUCAGUGAAUGGAGCUGGUAUUUGCCUGUCAUUUUAAAUGAUACACUACCUUGAUUAUUGGUGCCGUUUGAAGCAUCCUGACUCCUUAUUUUUCCACUGUGAGAAAUCAUUUUUCUUUGUAGUGAUAUCAAGUAAUGAAAAUGUUAGCUCAGUAGUUAAUAACUUUUAAAUAUUAGUUGAGAUGCCAUCCUGUUAUCUUCUUCAGGAAUUUGGUUUUUGAGUAAAUACUGAGGUUCUCUCCCCUUCAGUUUUGUUCUUGAGAAAUACUCUUCUCAGGCUCUGAGUUUUAAUUUUAUCAGUUUGGAUAAGUCCUCUUCCCUCAAUGUUCUCUCUCUUUUUAGUUAGAGACACACACUUUCAAACUUGUAAACCAGAAAUGCUUGCUGUGAAGUUGUAUACAACACUUAGUGAAAAAGAGUCUAAAAUGAAAUGAACAAGUGGGCAGUGAUACAGUUGGAUGCCCUUACAGUCAUGAUCACUAGGAACUGCCUUUUUCUCCAUUUGAUUUCUAUAAUGGCAAUUACUACCAAGUACCAAUAAUAAAAGAAACAAGAGAGCUUGGAAAAGGUAGAUAAUCCUGGCAUUUAUUAGUAAUGCUUAUUUAUCAACCGACAGCUAGCUGAUUUUUUUAAAAUACUUUUUUUUUUUUUUAGUAUCUAGAUAGAGAAUAUCAACCAUUAUGGGUUGGUUCAGAAUCCCGAUGUUUGCUUCCUCUCUAUACAGGAAAUGAAGCACAUAAUCACUAACUAAAAUAGUCUUCCGUAGUCUAUGACUUUCUAUCACCCCUGUAAUGGGUUUUUUAUAGCAGCAGCAUGUAGAGAGAGAAGUAAGAGGUUGCUUCUGGUCCUUUAAGCCUUACACAUAUUAACUGUCAGAAUGGAAACCAGUCCUAGAAACUAGUGCUUGACAGUAGGACUUACCACUACGUGUGGAGAGCAGUUUCUGUUCACUUUGCCAGAAUCUCAGGUGCUAUGUUUUCAAGUCAGCACUCGAGCUUUGGGAAAUGAGGGGAUGUGUGUGUGUGUGUGUGUGUGUGUGUGUGUGUCUGUCUGUCUGUCUGUCUGUCUGUGUAGUGAGAAAGUAGGCAUUCUCCUGGGGAAAGGCCUGGCAAUUGUCCAUGGCGCUGGGUGGCGAUAACUAAAGAAACACCAGCAUACAAGAGACAGUCGGUUUAAUAAAAAUUUGGUUUGAGAGUAAAAUCCCCCUCACUACCCCCGCCCCCUUUUUUUGAGACAAGGUCUUUUUGUAGCUCUGGCUGUUCUGGAACUCAUGCUGUAGAUGAGGCUGGCCUUGAACUCACAAGAUCGGCUUGCCUCUGCCUCCCAAGUGCUGGGAUUACAGGCAUGCAAAAUGCUGUUUUAUAAAGUAAGGAUCAAAACUUGAUUUUAUAGGAGAGCUUGCUUAUAAAUGUCUCUUAGGUUCUUUUCAGAACUGUUAAUUUAUAAAUAAAUAAGAAAAUUAUCCCCUUUUAUUUCUUUCCUUAUUUUUUGAGACUGGGUCUCACUAUGUAGCCCUGGCUUAUAGACCAGGUCUCAAACUGUAAGAGAUCUGCUUGCCCCUCUACCCCAAAUGCUGGGAUUAAUGAUAUGCCCCACCAUACCUGGCUACUCCAUUUGUUAUACAGUUAUAAAAGUGCAAGCUGGUUUUCCUUAUUUCAUAAGCUCAUCCCAUACAAUCGAAUGUAGUAAGUUAUCAUUAUAGUUGUUAUUCACAUUGCUUUGGUUAAAUUCGGACAUGAUGAAGCAAGAUUUAGGAAUUACUUCGUUGUCAGAGUGGUGGUGGUGAAGAGAAACUGCGUGAAGUGUUUGUCGUUAGCAGUAGGUCGUACAGCUGGCCUUGUUCAUUUGCUGACCUUUUCUUCCAUGUGCCACAGAAGCCAUGCUAUUAGACUGCCCCAGACAGAAAGCAUGUGUGUGGUGGUGGCUGUGGAGCUCUGUCUACCUUAAAAUGAAAGAUUUUUAAAUUGUCGCCUCUUUUUAACUCUGUUCAGCUUGUCAUUGUAAACUCUCAAUGGUCAACAUAAAGUUAGCAGAGUAUAUUUUAACAUGUAGUUCAGAGACACUACCUGGAUUAUCAGGAUAGAUGAAGCACUACAAUCUCUUAUCAGAAAAUGGAAAUAUGGAUAUUUAUAUUUUGCAUAUUUCAUCACUAGUUUCCAUUUUAUGUAAUGGGUAUUUUCCUUGCUUAUGGGGAAAGAAGCAAAACAACAGAUUUCUUUUAUAGCUUUGUCUACAUCCUCUCUGAGAGAGAAUUUGAUAACCACUAAAAUGGUAGAUUAUGUAAGAUGCAAAUACUAAGUUGUCUGUCACACUGCCUUUUAAGAUGAUCAUGAUAUACCUUAACACCCAAAUGAGAGUUGACCUUCAAAGCAGUUCUCUUUGGAACAUUGUUUAUUUCAGCUCUGUUACAAAGUAUGUUUCUGGAACUUUGUCCUAUGUCAUAGGUGCUUUGAGAAUUGACUUACGACUGUGUAAGAAGAAUCAGUUUCAUAUUUUUAAUAGCACAAAAACAAUUUUUUAAAGCUUAGUAGAAACUACAUUAACUACCAAACCACGCCCACUAACUUUGCUGUUAACCAAGCCAGUUUGGAAAGCAAGGGUAUAUUUUACGCUCAAAAUCUGCUGAGACGAGGGCUACAGAUACUGACUGCAUGACAGAAAUAUAGGUCCCGGAUGUUACUGUUGGAAGUUGGAACCAUUAUUUACAUGUGAGAACUUUUUCAUUACUUUGUAUUUAUAUAGAAUUUUAAAACCAAGGUCUUUCUCUAGAACUUGAUUUCUAUUUUCUCUCUUUUCCCUUCUCUCCCUAAAGCUUUUGUAUUGUGUUUGGAUAGUUUUUUUUUGUUUGAGAGGAUAGUAUGGAAAAUGGAUACAGUACUUAGAACAGCAGUUUUAAGAAACAGAGCCUUUACCUCCAUUGUUUUAUAUUUUGUUUUGAACAUGUUUUUCUUUCAAUUUUUCUUUCAUGAAAAACUGGAGAUUGAUGUAUAGGGAAAUUGGAAACAAUUUUAUUAUUAUGCCAAAUUUUAGCCUACCUAUCAGUAAUAACUAUUAAAAAGUUAUGUAAGUAUUCAAAACAUAUCAUUAAAUUCUGAUUGUCUUUUGAAAAUACAUUGGACCAAAAGUUUAUUUGUAAUUUGGAUUGUGAUUGCAUAUUAGCAAAACAUCUUAUUUUGAAACUUACUAGAUAUAUUAAAGAACAUACCAGUUAUAAACUCAGCUCAGUCUUUAAGCAUCAUUCCUAAUGUACCUUACACAUGACUGUUUUGCGGUAAUGUAAAGAUGUCCAUAGGAGCUGCUGUUACCAGUGUGAUUGUAUAUGAGGUGACAUAUGAUCUGUUUCAAGAUUCCAUAGGAAAGUUCAGUGUUAACAAAUAUGCAAAGAAUUCUGAAUGCAAAUGGUUUGAAAUUUUAAGGCUUUCCUAAGUAGUUAUUCUAUGAGAAUUCAUUUUGAAGGUAUAAGACUGCUCUCUGUCUAUCACUCAUAGUAUGAUUAUUUGUAUUCUGACAAAAGAAAAAAUGCAAAUUAAAAUAUUGGGCCACCUUGUAUGUGUGGUACAAACUCCUCCUCUCCCCCUUCACUCCCUCCUUUCUCUUUUGCGUAUUGUGCUGCAUAGUAGAAAGCUUUGCGAUAAAAUCUCAGACAAGCAGGAAGCGAAAUCACUGGCCUUUAAGAUUUGUGUUUUCCCACUCAUGUCUGUGUCAUGUGCACAUACGUACCUGCUCACAGGCACUCAAGGCUGAGUUUACAGUUCACCAUUGUUAGAGAUUCAUACAGGUUUUUGUUUGUUUGGUUGACAGUUUCUUUGUCACAAGAGCUGCAGUUAUUAGUGACAUAAUGUGACAAUUUCUUAAUUUCUCCUUCAUAAUUAUUCCUUUAUGUAAUUUCUUCUACUUUUGCACAAAUUUGAGUUUUAGUUUUGAUUUUGAAAUAGUUGUAUAAGUUGUAAAAUAGGUUGGUGUAUUUUCGUUUGAGAACACUUUCCUCCUUAAAUUGUCCUGCAGAAAUGACUAUAUUUUAGGGAAAAUAGUUUUUUACAGCUAUUAAACUGUAUUUGUUAUUUUUGUAUAUGCAUAACCAGGGUGGUGAGAUCACUAAUAUUUUAGGAAAUACCUUUGUUAUAUUUGAUUUUUUUCUAUACAUUUAAGUUAUUAAAUGGUUAUUAAAAUUAUUGGUAGAAAUAAUGUUGUGAAGACAGCAUAUAAGGAAUACUUAACGUCAGAAUAGAAAUCAUUUCUGAAGAUAGAAAUCAGAAAUGCUGCAGGUGCCAGGUAACGGGAACAGCAGGGCAGCAUUCUCACUGUGCAAUUGCUCAAGACAUGCACGGAGACAAGAGUCCGCAGUCAUGGGGGACAGGUUUUCUAGUAAGAUAGUUAGAUGGGCAAAAAUAUCUAAAAUAUGAAAUGCAACGUAGGCGCCAUAUUGUAAAUUGUGCCAAGAUUAUGCAAAUUACAGUUAUUGAUCAAAGUUGUUUCAUUUCACUGUUGUUAUUUUAAAGGAAAUACUGAAUGUCAGAAAAUCUGUAAUAUGUUUUAUUUGAUAGAUGUAAAUAAUGUAUACAGUCUUAUGUGGCAGAAUGGGAGGUAUUUAAAUUUUAGGUUUUUUUUCUUUAGAAGAAAAUGUUUAUAAGGAAAAAACCCUAAUAAAUACUUUUGUUUGGCCAUGAA